AUGCAAGAAUUACAGGUGACCUUGCAAGUGCAAUUGAAAAGGGCUUUCAAUGUGAAGUAUUGCAUUUCUGUGAUUGGUGUUAUUGAUGCAAGUAGAAGUAAAGACAAGGGUUAUAGGACAAUAGUGAAAGAAGGGUUCUGUGAUGAGUUGGAUGAGUUGAGACAAAUAUAUGAGGAAUUGACAGAAUUUUUGGAAGAGGUGUCAUCAUUGGAACUUGCUAGGCUUCCUAUUAUGUCUGGAGACAAGUUUCUUCCUUGUAUUGCUUACCUACAUCAAAUAGGUUACUUGAUGUGUGUUUUCGAAGAAAAACUUGAUGAAACCACACUAGAAAAUCUUCAAGAUUUUGAAUUUGCUUUCUCAGAUGAAGAUGGAGACAUGAAAAUUUUUUUCUAUCGCACCUCGAAGACACAAGAAUUGGACAACCUUCUUGGGGAUAUAUAUCACAAAAUCCUAGACAUGAAGAGGGCAAUUACGAGGGACUUGGUGUCACAAAUUCUUCUAUUCUCAGCACAUCUUCUCAAGGCUGUGAAUUUUGCAGCUGAACUUGACCGCUUUUUAUCACUGGCAUUGGUUGCUCGUCAAAACAAUUAUGUGAGGCCAACUUUGACUAUAGAAGACUUGCUUGAUAUGCAGAAUGGAAGGAAGGAUUAA
This is a messenger RNA of Camellia sinensis, 651 nucleotides long. The record is from RefSeq and is a predicted model, not a curated record. NCBI's taxonomy places the organism in Eukaryota, Viridiplantae, Streptophyta, Magnoliopsida, Ericales, Theaceae.